AUCCCCUUGGAUGUAAUCAUUUACGCAUAAUGCGAAUAAGUCGAUUUAAUCAAAACAAUAUUUACAGACAUUUCAAGUGUAUCAUGUAUACAUAACCUACUGCUAGUAUAUACAAGGGAAAAGUACUUCCAGGUAAUAGAUGAACACUUAUCUAUUAAUCAGUUAUUACUAGCGGAGUGUCAGCGAACUGGGUGAGAUAGAGUAACAAAAAGAAAGUUCAAAAGAAUAACCGCCAUCGUUAUUUAUUUGAAACAGCAAAAUCUACAAGUUUAUCUUCAGUGUACCAACACCUACAACACUAGUAACAGAUGAUUCUACAAGUGUAACUGACUUCAAAUCUAUGAGUUCAAGAAAACUUUGUUGUUCAGAUAUUUUGAAUGAAAAACCAUGUAUACCACAGAACACUAUGGAAUUCGUGAAUAACUUGCCAUCUAGGCUUGGGUCGGAUAAUUACAACAAACACCAUCAUCCAUGUUGUUGCUGCCUUGAGAAUUCGUCCACUAUGUCUUUGUCAUGUUGUUUUAAUGUUCAUACUGGAUGCUGUGCUUCUCCGUUAACCUCAAAUCCCAUUACAUCAAUGACCAACUGUUAUGUUAUGAAUCCCAAUAGAUUUUCUGGGCAUACAUCUUGUACAGGAACAAUGAAUUCUCUGCCAGAUGUCUUGAACUAUGAAGAGCAUAAUUUUAGGCAGGUAAAUUCUCUCCAGUCAAAAGUUUCAUCUCCACAAAAUUUAUUUCUAAGUACAUUAAACUGUGAUCAGAAGUUUUCUACAGCAGAAAAGGAUACGAGAACUAUCAGUGAACCUUCCACAACCUUAAUGACUGUAUCUAGUAAGGAUGAUGAAAAUUGUGACAUUGUUGAAACUGUGGAUGGUGAAGAAACGGCAGAUAAUGAACAUGCAUAUGAUUGUCUUCAGAACAGUUACACUGAUGAUACAAACCAUAUUAAUCAACUGAAUCCUAAUCUCCUGGGGCUUCUAUCCAAAUGCAACCAGAUAGUCAGAAAUUCAUCAACCGAAACAACAUGCUCACUAACAUCAUCUUCGUCUUUGUAUUCUCCAGUACAUUCAAUAUUAAGUGUCAAUACAACACUACAGUAUAACAGCCGUGAAAUUGCAGCUUUAAAUUCGUUAAUCCUAAAAAAUAAUUUAAAUUGUCCCAAUGAAACCUCCACUUUUGAAGUGAAUAAGACCAGCUAUAACAUGGAAAAUGAAAAUGAUGAUGACGAACAAUGCACUAGUGAGGGUAAUUUUAUGCAUAACGAGGUAGUUCAUUCAAGUGCUACUUCUUCAUGGUUGUUAGAUAAUCACAUGGAAUCAAAGAAUGUGAAAGGUCCUGACCAAAUACUUAAUACCAGUCGAACAAUCCAUGAAGUACUUGAUUCUUCACUUUCCAACUAUCCUCUAGACGCAUAUAAUUCCUACUUAUCACCACCGACAUCUUUCCCACCCUCUUGCUCUCCAUCAGCAAUUCAUAUCUGUGAUUCAGCAAUAGUUUUAAGGCAACAGAAAGCUUCUACAAACGCUACAAACAAUCUUUGUAACACUGGUAAUUGUAAUAUGAAAGGAUAUGAUGAACAACAUCCAAAUCAGUUAAUUUGUUCAUCAUCAUAUUCAUCCUCCUGUUCGUCUUCUUCAUCAUUAUCAGCGUCAUCAUCAUUAUCAGAUUACAGUCACCAACAGAGUAUUCUUCAACCAGAUAAUCCUCCUUAUUUAACAUCACAUUUCCAGGCAACAGAGUGUAGUUUUGAACCUCAGCAUGACUUUCCUGGGGUCACAUAUCUCCAUCAUCAAGAAAAACCACAGCAGCAGCAGCAGCAACAACAACAACAGAAGUUACUUCUGCACUACCCAACUGAAACAGAAACUAUCAAAUGGUUGCCUAAAUAUCCAGUGAUGAUUAAUACACCAGACCAGCAACAACAGCUCACACACCACCUUCCAACAGAUGAGCCUAACUCAAUGAUCAAUAGGCUAAGCACCGAUUAUACCUCUGAGAUUAGUAUUGACAAACAAGCGGUUUUUCAUGAAACUUCUCAAUGUGUACAAUGUGGCGCAUUAAAUACACGAAAUCAACAAUGGGUUUUUUAUAGAAUGACUGAACUUUAUUUAUGCAGUCAUUGCAAUCAACAAAUCGGCGGUAACAGUGUCAUUCAGUCGACAAGAAGGAUGAACGAACAAAAUUUCAAUUUACAGUCUGAUAAUUCAAAGUCAUUCUUUGAUCCAAUAUUUGACAGUGAAGUGUUAUUGAAUAGACAGCAAUUGGGCAUCGACCAAGAUAAAGCUUAUUUAUCCUCUUUGAUUUGGAAUGAUGUCAAGUCUCCGUCAAAAGAUUCGCCACUUGUAUUCGGUUCGACAAACAGUUCAAGUGAUAUGAAUAAACACUUACAAUUCCAAUCUACUCAAGAGAUUGUAAGUUAUCCUCCAUGGUCACAGUAUCCAGUAAAUAUUAUGAAGGAUAUGACAAUGACUGGUGAAACAAUGGAUACUAUGCUGAGUGAAGGAGAAAUUCCUGAAUCAUCCAAUGCCUUAUGUACCACAAGCUCAACACGUCGUUCCGGACAAUGUUGUACCAAUUGUAAUACAUCAGCAACUACUCUGUGGAGGCGUAAUACAGAAGGCGAACCGGUUUGUAACGCCUGUGGACUAUAUUAUAAGUUGCACAAGAUAAAUCGUCCAAUAUCCAUGAAGAAAGAAGGAAUUCAAACUCGCAAGAGAAAACCACGAAUGAACGCGCUAAAAUCUAACCAACUGUAUGCAACAAGUUCAUCACAUGGACUUAGGAGAUCCAUGAAUAAAUUGAUCGCACGUACGACUAGUACAAAAGAGGUUGGCAGUAAUUCUCCUCAGCAUAGUGAGUAUCAGUUUUUCCCUUAUCAACAGACAGAAGGUGUAAAUGAUCAUUCCAUUCUUCCUAAAUUUGCUUCCUCAUCAAAUUCGGAUUAUGAAGAGCCAUGCAUGAAAAGACAGAAUUUAAUUGAGGUUAAUUCAACAGCAUUGGAUAAAUUGUUUGAUUCUCAUCUAUUAAAGGAAUUCAAUUCAAUGCUUCCAGUCCCACACAAUACUCAGUUUCCUUCUCCUCCUGUGCCUCUUUCUUCUUACCAUCAUCGGAUGAAUUUCAGCGAAAUCAAUGAUCCACUUCAUGAUGAUCAUAAUGACAAGUGCAGUGACCACUUUGAAAGAAAUUCUAGAAUGAAAACUCGGCUGCUAAUGUUUGAUAGAAAAGUUGGCCAAAAUUUUAUGGAUCCACUAUUAAACUGGUCGAACAGAUCAAGAAGGGAGGAUGAAGCCACGGGAAGAAUGUCAAUGAAUAGUAUGGAUCUAGACAUUAUUCGUAAUCAUAUCACCAGUAGUAGUCAUAACAGUGACGACAAUUCUUACAUCCGACUGAAUUUUCCCAAGACGGAUGUGAAUGUUUUAAAUUUUCGACAUCAAAGGAUUGAUCAGCGACCUCAAACGGAAAGUACAACGUAUUCAACACCUGAACAGAACAUAACUGAUAAUUUACAGUCAACAAGUUUAAUGAAUCAGUUUCAUAGUAAUGAGCAGUCAGAUAUUGGAAUGAAUUUACCAGAACCAACUUUUCCAUCACCUUUACAUUUUAGCCAAGCUUCAGAAGCAUAACAGAAAACAAACGAACAAAUUCUACUACCAUGUACAUGUAUAAAUCUGAUCACAACUUAUUCAGUUUGCAUAAAAUGAACAAAACUAUCGUUGUUCAGAUGAAGAACCCUCUUUGUCUUUUAUCCACUUCCGUUGGACACUGAAUAAAAUUGUUCAUUUUUGAAGAAGUAAUCAAAUUUUAGUGAUUGGAAGAAUUGUAAAGUCAUUGGGUGCGUCAUAUUUAAAAAAAGAUUAUGUCGGUGACCUUACUGUUAAACUUUCCACCAAGAAUAAUGGAAGGAGACAGCGUUUACUGAGUCACUACAGAAAUAUUAUUUCUUCAUUCAAACUAUGGAUAAAUACCAAAUUUUUUGAUUUUAUUAUCAGUGAUAGAACAAUGUUUGACAUUAUUCGAAUUGUUAAUAUGUUAAUUCUAUUUCUCUAUUUGAAAAUUUCUUCUUUUUCACCAUAAAAAUAUCUUCAAUUUGUUCUCUGCUAUUCAGUUAUGUAUAACAGAGUUUAACUGUCACUUUCAUCAACCACUUUAAAAUGCCAUGGUGACAGAAUGCAUUAAUAUGUAUUCCUAACGUU
This is a messenger RNA of Heterobilharzia americana, 4192 nucleotides long. Lineage: Eukaryota; Metazoa; Platyhelminthes; Trematoda; Strigeidida; Schistosomatidae. The record is from the annotation of a GenBank genome assembly.